Messenger RNA from Arachis duranensis, 1005 nucleotides. RefSeq lists its product as uncharacterized. The record is from RefSeq and is a predicted model, not a curated record. Lineage: Eukaryota; Viridiplantae; Streptophyta; Magnoliopsida; Fabales; Fabaceae. The coding region runs from base 1 to 1005 and encodes 334 amino acids. The transcript has 5 exons.
AUGCCUAAGAAACUACGGUACAACAUUAUACGAGAACCCCCGAAAGAUGUCGGAACUAAUGCCGAAACUGAAGAGACUACGGUUGGGUCCAUUACUAGAGGAGCUCAGACAUCACAUGAGCAACCACGUGAUAGAGCUCCUCCAAUUUCGUCCUCAGCUAAUGGAGCUCUGAUAGUAAUUUUGUUUCCCACACACUUCUUAGAGGACGGCGUGAGAAAAGUUUCUAGGCUGAGCGUGAAGGAGGCUAUAGCACUUCCUUCCAAUACAAAGAUAGUACUCCCAUUUAACAAAGAGUUGCAACCGAUUGGUCAGGCAGCUAGAAUAUUCAAUGGUUUCUUAGGGAGUUUGGGUGUGGAUUAUUCCAAGUUCCCCAUAUAUGCAGAGAGUUGGAAGCAUGUGAACAAAGCGAAGAAGGAACAUGCAUACGACAUGAUUAAGCGGGUCUUUCACUAUGAGGAUGAUGUCGGAGGAAAAAUAAAGCGUGAAAUUAUAAAGAGAAUAGGAAAGAACUGGAAGGAUACAAGGAACAACUUGUAUCAUAAGUGUUACAAAAAAAUAAGGACUUAUGAGAAAAAUCUUAAGCAUCGCUCGAAAGGAAUAGAAGAAAAUGAAUGGAAAAAGUUCUUUGACUAUCACCAGAAGGAAGAAACAAAGGAUGCAAUUGUGAAUGUUGAGAGGCAGGAUGAAUCCUCUAAGCACCUUUCACAAAAUGAUUCGCUAGCACAAGUUCUCAGAAAGGAGCACCUAGGACGAGUUCGUGCCCUAGGUGCUGGACCAUGUCCCACCCAAGUCUUUGAUAAUGCUGCUGGACAACCGCCGGGUUCUGUAGAGCCCAAUGAAGAGUAUGAGAGGAGGAUUGCAAAAUUGGCGGCUAAGCUAGAAGAAGAGCAGGCGAAGAGACAGUCGAUACAUAAGGUCUUGGGAUAUCUAGUCCAACAACAAGGAGGCAAUUUGCCAGCUAAGGUUGUUGUAGAGCUGGCUUUUUUGGGCAAUACACCGGACUAG